Molecule: messenger RNA, 13017 nt
Organism: Scophthalmus maximus (turbot)
Lineage: Eukaryota; Metazoa; Chordata; Actinopteri; Pleuronectiformes; Scophthalmidae
Gene: stard9
Product: StAR-related lipid transfer (START) domain containing 9
Exons: 32
Coding region: 218-10843 (3541 amino acids)
Biological process (GO): microtubule-based movement
Molecular function (GO): ATP binding; lipid binding; microtubule binding
Source: RefSeq, a predicted model, not a curated record
CAGAGUUUGGGAGGAGACCGACGCGGCGGGCGGCUCGACCGGGUGGACCCUCGACCGACCGACCGACCGACCGACCAGCCGGCGGACGGACGGACGAUGACCUGAGCGGACUCCGCCCUCCCGCUCCAACUUGUGUCGGGGCCGAUGAGCAGGACCGCGGGAGGAGAUGUUGUUCCACCCGGGCCGCGAGUCGCGUGCGACAUCGUCGUAAGACAUCAUGGCAAACGUGAAAGUUGCCAUUCGAGUCCGCCCUCCCAGCGCGAGGGAAGGUGCGGAUGGAGGAAGGCUGGCGGUUCAGGUGGAGGAUAAGUUUGUGAGGAUCCAAAAUGUGAAGCUGGAUGGACGUGCAGACGGGGCUGUAGAUUCCAGGGAGAAGCUUCUGGAGUUUUGUUUUGACUACAGCUACUGGUCGGUGGACCCUGCAGACCCUCACUAUGCCUCGCAGGAGGAGGUGUUCCAGGACCUGGGUGUGUUAGUGCUGUCCGGAGCCUCUGAAGGUUACAACGUGUGUCUGUUUGCUUACGGCCAAACGGGAUCUGGAAAGACGUACACCAUGAUGGGAACGCCGGACUCCAUCGGCUUGACCCCUCGCAUCUGUCAGGGUCUCUUUAGGUCUGAGGACACUUUUCCUGAUGGGCAAAACUCCAGCAGAAUCGAGAUCAGCUUCCUGGAGAUCUAUAAUGAGCGAGUGAGAGACUUGCUGACCAGAGGAGAGCAGAAGAGGAAAGCCUCACUGAAAGUUAGAGAACAUCCCGAGAAAGGCCCCUACGUACAAGACUUGUCGCAGCAUGUGGUCUCGGACUGUAAGCAGGCCAUGGAACUUUUGGAGGAAGGCAUCGCCAACCGCAUCACGGCAGCGACCCAUAACCACGACGCCAGCAGCAGAUCUCACGCUAUCUUCACCAUCCAGUACACGCAGGCAAACCUAGAAAAUAACCUUCCUUCAGAAACUGUCAGCAAGAUUAACCUGGUGGACUUGGCUGGGAGUGAGAGAGCAGACCCACAAUACUGCAGAGACAGACUAACUGAAGGCUCCAACAUCAACAAGUCGCUGGUCACUCUGGGCAUCGUCAUAUCUGCUCUCGCCCAGAACUCUCAGAUGUCUAGCAGCUGCCAGAGUAUCAACAGCAUGGCCUCAGAGGGUGAUGGCAGCACGGUAGGCAGUCACAGCAGCUCCCUCUCUGGAGGAGGAGGAGGAGGAGGGAGGAGGCACUGCUUCAUCCCCUACAGAGACUCGGUCCUAACCUGGCUGCUUAAAGACAGCCUGGGUGGCAACUCCAAGACCAUCAUGAUUGCAACGGUCUCACCCUCCGCUAAAAGUUACAACGAGACCCUCAGCACUCUGCGCUAUGCUGCCCAUGCCCGAAAUAUUGUCAAUAAACCUCGAGUUAAUGAGGAUGCCAACGUUCGGCUCAUCAGGGAGCUGAGAGAAGAGAUUGACAGACUGAAGAGCAUGCUGCUCAGCUUUGAAAUGCAGCGCAUUCCCAGUCCAUCUCUGAGUGAUGAGAGGGAUGGAAAUCUUUCCGACAUCGUGCUACAGAACGAAAUGAAGGUGGAACAGCUGACGAAGGACUGGUCGGAGAGCUGGAGAGAUAAGAAGGAGCUGCUGGAGCAGUGUAGUGUGGACAUCAACAGUGAGCGGGCCGGCUUUCUCAUCAACUCCCUCCAGCCGCACCUGCUCACCCUCGAUAGAGAUGUUCUCAGCACCGGGGUCGUCUUCUAUCACCUCAGGGAUGGAAUCACUCACAUUGGACCUCAGGACCAGUUUGAAGAGCCCCAGAUAGUUCUGCAGGGCAGCGCAAGCUGUGAGAUUGAAAACCGUGGAGGUGUGGUAACACUCCGACCCCUGCCAGGCGGCUCCUGCCUGCUCAAUGGCCGAGAGGUCACCGAGCCCUGCAGGCUGGCUCAAGGGAUGGUGAUCACCUUGGGAGGAGUGCAUAAGUUCCGCUUCAACCAUCCGGCAGAGGCAGCCAUCCUCCGGGAACGCAGACGGGCUAGUGAAGGUGGCAUGACCUGCACCUACGUUGACCUUUGCCCCUUAACCCCUGACCACAGUGUCGAGGAAGCGAAUCCCGGAGAGCAGCUGAGUCUCCCCGCAGGUGAGGAGCCCACUGUGAGACGGCGUGUGAAGGAGCAGCAGUGCUACGUGGAGAGUUUGCGUCAGGAGAUCCAGGCCGCACAGAGACGGGCUGAGAGGGAGCUGGAGAGGGAGCAGGCCCACCUUCGCCAGCAGCACACCGAGAUCCAGCAGUGGAUUUUACAAGAGAAACAAUGCCUGACCACUGUUGAGCAGACAGUCACCCUGGAGUCUGGAGUUCAGACAGACGAUAUCCCUGCGACCCUCCCGGAGCGACUGACGAGUCAGGUGCCCGAGGAUCAGGGAGAUCUGACAGAGAAUCGUUUCUGCCAGAUGGUAAGAGCCAGGAAGAAAUCUGUGCAGGAGGAGUUACUAAAGCAUCACACCCUUUGUCGCGCUGAAAGCCGCAUCCGUCGCAAGAGGCUGCAGUACCAGCUGGAGAGGAUCGCCCGGAAGCAGCAUAUGUUAGAAGCUAAAAGGGAAUUACAGCAGCUGGAAAAGGCUCUUUCUCCAGGACCAGACAGCCCCGAGUCUCCCGAGCUGGUGUCCCCCGCAAAGCGACACUUUGUUUCUCGUCGUCACUCAUUCUCAGCAGAUCUUCUGUCCCGGCUCUACCCACAGAACACCCCUAUCUUCAGACAUUUCCUGAAGAGAAACAUAUCCACUGAACUGACUUCAAAUUCCCCCUCAACAUCUGAUUCUAUCGGCAGCAGGAAGUGGGUUUCGGAUGAGUGUCUUCCUCGGGAAAGGACUCAAAGUUGUUCCGGGACUAACUGCUCAGGACAAAGUCAAUCCUGCCAGAGUAGAAUUAACUCGUCUGAAAACAUCCGACAAGCUUCCAGUGAGGAGCCACAAGCUCUGCCCUGUCGGGAACGGCCUGAGAGAAAACCUCUGCUGCCAAACCGAGACCUGUCUUUCAAAAACCGUUUGGAUCAGAACUCGACAGUUACCCUGAAGUCACCACUUGGAACCACUGUGCAGCCAGUCAGCAAAGAAAAUAUACAGGUAUCCGCAACAGACAAAACCAGUUCUGAAAUUGUCUCUUGUAUGACGGUGAGAACAACAUGCCGUGAACCUCACAGUGGACUAGAAAGCAUCAGGAAAUCUUUCUCUGGUUCUGUGGGGCCCAGGUUAAAAACAGCGCUGUCCAAAGUCUUCAGAAAACCGCCAUUGGGUGCGAAUGGUGGACGAGGGCUCAAGCCUCUGGGGAGGAUAGCAAGCAAAUUUCACUGGAGACAGAAAAGAGACAGGAUCCUAAAAGAUGGCAACACGAGCAGAAGCAAAUGUGGCAUCAAAGCAGCCGUCUCAUGCGGGGAGCUUGACCAAAGGACGGCUUUUGAGGACAUUAGACAGAGGCGAUGGCACAGUGCCGAGGCUCUGAUGAAAAAGACAAGCAGAUGGGUUGAGCGGCAGCGGGGACUGGUCGGGUGGGAAGAAGAGGGAGACGAGAGGGAUGAAGGAACGUCAGACUGUGAGAGUGUUUUCUCUCUUGAUUCUCUCUCCUCUGCUUAUGUGACAGCUCUCGCAGAGCAGCUGAGACAAGAGGAAGCUGCUCGGAGCGAGGCAGAAAGUGAAGACAGUCAGAUGUCUGAAGACUCUUUGGCUGUGGAAAGCAGUGGGAAACACCCUGCAAUGGAGAGACUUCGACGAACAGUGGCACCAACUUACUCGCUGGUGAAGGAUCCCUCUGAUUUACCCAUGGGGCACAGUUGGACUGCAGAGGACUGGGGCAACUGUCAGGAACCCCAGGUAAUCCCAGUGGGGGCGCUCUGGAGCAAGCAAGGUUCCCCAGAAUCGAGACACAAAGGAAAGAUUGGUGCAACGGGGAAUCCUCAAAGCCCGUUAGCAGCAGAUUCCAGAGUCAAAGACACUGUGCAGACGUUGGCGGAUGACUUUGGGAACAUGCAGACCGCUGUGACAAGCAGCCCACGCUCGCUGAGCAGCUGCAGCCCGAGAGAGCCAGAAAACCUGCUGGCGCUAACUGACGCCUGGUCGUCCACCGACGCAGCAGACAGUCCCCGGAUUCAAAAGGAUUCCCUGCUUUUCCAAAGAAAAAUGAUGUUCACACGUGUGGAGAGCAGCAGCACCAGUAGUUCCAGUAUGACCAGUAUGAACCUGUCAGACUCUCAGAGCGGAUACAGAAGCUCUAGCUCAACACCCACCAGCACUAAUGGUGUAAAGGAAACAGUACAUGAAAACAGACUGAUUCCAGGGGGGUCUCAGGCUCUAAAAACACCAGAAGAUGGCCUGAUGUGGAAUCAGAAAGUUGUGGAGCAACUAGGGUCACAGCUUGAAAAGGUUUUAGAUACUCCAGGCCACAGCAGCAGCACUGAAAGUCCAGCUUUCUUACCCUCCUCAGACCAGACCACUGUGUCAUACACUGGGAUUCCCUGCGCUGCACAAGCAACAUCCACCUUGCUGGUAGCUGGUGAUGCCACUAUGUCUCCUGACACUGAAAUUUGCCCCUCAGGUUGUCAGUCAGAACUUCAUUUCUCUACAAAUCCCUCCAACCAAGGCCAAGAACUGAACAAGGUGUCUGAAGCUUUGAGUGCCUUCAAACCGACCACUGAAGGUGAAUUACUAUGCAAUCUAGAUAGAAUGGAAACGCUUCUAGAUGUACAGCAGUGUGAGUUUGAGAAGACCAAAUAUUUAUCACCGACAGGGGAUGAAACCAAAGGAUCUGAGCAGUGCAUCGCGAUACAACAGGAGCUCAUUAAAUCGGCUUGUAAAAAUUCCAGGAAGAGGAACAAAGAGCAGCAGGAGGCUUUCAUUGGCAGCCUGAAAAUUCCAAAAAGGAGCAACGGCGGAGAUUUGGUAACUUUCUGCUCGACACCAGUUGACAGCCGGGAAGAUAUUCGGCUUGAUGACAAUAACAACACCAGUGACUCUAAAGGGGAGCAGCCUGCGGUGGAAACCUACAGCCAUGGAUUUGAUUCCGCUUGUGCCGAAGGCAAAGUUGGAAGAAAAGUGGCGUCAGGUGCAUCGCCAGUGUUUCAUCCUGUGAGCAAACUCUUUGAGGACUCAAAAUGUGGGCUUGCAAGUGGUGACUCUGUGGGAGAGAGAAAGGUAGUUGGAAAGAGAAAUGAAACGAUGAAGGAAGUAGUUGUGGAAACAGAAGGGGGAGAACCCCAAAUCGAUAAACAGAGAAUACAUCAAGAAAACAGAAAGAACACAUGCAAAUCCGAUGCUAUAUGUAGUGCCAUUGAGCUGAGAAUCUCUGAAAUGGUGAAAGAGCGAGUGAGAUUGUCGUUGAUUGGCAACGACGGUGAGCGGAUGAGCAUGAGUCAAAGACUGAGUGCUUCGUCGUUAUCUGCAUUUAAUUUUUGUUUCAAUGGUGAUGAACAUACAUUGACGGAGAAACAGCUGAGGGAUUGUGGGAAGGAAACCGUGAGAGAAGGGACAGACGAUAGUGGACAUGAAUCAGUGGAAAGGACACGAGAAGCCAAAGUGGCAUCAAAUGUGUCAGCUGAACUGAGGGAUAGACGUGACAGCUCCAUGCUUAAAUCCACUGAAGUAACUACUGACAUUGACCAAAGUCAUAACUUUUCUGAUGGGAUAUCAAACAAGCCAAUAAAAGAUCACUGUGUUGUCCAGGACAGCGCUCCCAUUGGCAGAAACGGAGAGUCUGAUCGCUCUGGAAACACCAUUUUGAAACAAGUUAGUUUGUCCUCAAUUAGAGAUUCUCACGGAAACAAUGUGGAGCAAAAUUCUCUAUCUCAAGAAAAGAGUGAUAGACAAAAAGUAACUUUCCAUCCAAAUUCUGCCAUGAGUGACACGCCCUUGAAGAGAGUGGACAACCAGACCUGCUCUGAUGCCCCCACCACAGUUCCAGAUGACCCACAAAUUCACCAUAAUUCAACACCUUCCAUCUCCGCUGGAGAUAUAAAUGUUAACUAUGAAUCUUGGCAUGUAGAGGCUGUCCGUUCGGAAGCCGCAUCCGGCGUUGAAGAUAAAAAUCAUCAUUCAUUCAAAAGAAGCUCACCAAAGACAAUUGAAAAACCUCAACAUUGUCGCCCAGACACAUCUGGAGCAACACAAUUAUUAUCUGAUGAAGGAAAUGUCCAAUUCACACCACCCAAUCACAACAGCGACCAGAAUACAUCCUCUAUGAAAGGGUUUGCUGUCACUCCUGGCCUUGGUGGAAAUGUCGAAACAGAAGUUAGACUGUCUAUCGCUGCACAGGAUCAGUUUAUCUGUACGCAAACCGAUUCAGAUUAUUUGGCUCAGACUUGUGAAGACAGAAUGACACACAACCAGAAGCACAAUAUGUCAAAUUCAAAGGGCAAAUGUGAUAAACGUACUGAAGUUGACAGAAAAGGAGACUGUGUGAUGAAAAACGAUGAAGGAACGUUGACUUACCAAUCUGAAUCACAAGGUCCUGAAUUUAAAUAUCAAUCAAGUGUUUCUGGUUCCACACAGCCUCUCCUCAAAAGAGCACAAGGAAAUAUUGUCAAAAACACAAGUUGCACUGGACCUCUGAUGUGCAGAGAAAGUGACGCAGACACAUCUCAUGGUACACAAGGUAAUUCUCUACCGUCUAAAAAGACCAAGUCGAAGAGGUUCAGAAAGUCUAAUAUUCAGUCUCAUUCCACCUCUUCGUCUGAGUCCUCGCUGAAGUCAUCGGAUGAGGAUGAUGAGGAGGAUGAUCAAACCACCAGAGGGCAUCACAACCGGCUCCCGUCUAAAUGGUUAAAGUUCGCCACACCACAGAAUUUUUGUUAUCAAGAAGUUAAACAAACUAGAAGUAACAGUCCAGAUGCUUCCAUGUCAUCAUUAGUGAGAAAAACUAAAAUGAAGACUUGUUCUGCCGGAAAAAGAGAGGUUAGAUUUAAUAGAGAUUACAGCCAAAAACGACACUCAUUACCUCCUCAAGCAAUGUCACAAAAGACAAACGUAGAAAAAAUCCUUACGAAUGCAAAGACAUGUGAACCUCAUCACUCACUGCAGUCCCAGGACUCCCCGAUGCAUUUUGCCUCAAGUGACAUCAACCCUUUCGUUCACCAGUGGCAAGAUGGCGACUCGAACCAGCCCUGCUAUAAGAACCCGUCGUUCGGCAGCGCCGCCGACCUCUCCUGCAAAUCUCCGCUUCUAAACAGCGCCGAGAAACGCAUGACGAGGUGCUGCAGUGUUGACAACGGUUUGAAUGGGCAGAACUCUCCUUUCAAUUCCCACCUCAGCACUUACGCCACCAGCAAGGGGCUGUCCAGCACGCUCAGCAGCAUGGAGGAUUAUAAGGAACAGGCGAACAAAACAUCUCCGCCCUGUCAACAGAGGUGUGUCGACGUUCACUGUCAUUUAGCCACGGUUAGCGGCAGUUCCUCAAGCAACGGCCUUCCUGGUGGAUGUGGUACCAACUCCAGUCAUGUGAAUGAGAUAAUGUAUGUUUACUCGUCUGAUCAAGAGUCCAAGGUGAGCAAAGUACAGGCCCAAAGACGGAGGACGUGUGAACAUGGUACACAAACAGAGCGUGGGCUGCAAACUGUACAUUUUGGUAGUGGUGGUCCAGUGAGGAACGAUCGUCACAGAAGGAGCAACACCGAUGCACCAGCAACACAGAAAACGAAGUCGGACAUUAAAGGAUCUCCCACGUGGGCCAGCAUGGAAUGCAUGUCGGCCCACCUCUCCAAACUGAUCCACAGCACCUCAGACCUUCUGGGAGACGUCCAGGAGAUGAGGACAGGUGAAGUCCGCAGGUCCGGUCUGAGGAGGAGUGUCAACUUGUCAAAUCUAAGCAUCUCUUGUGUUGAGUCUGUUGACUGCACAACGAGAGACUGCUCAACUCAAACCGCUGUGGAAAAGCUUUUCACACGAGCAGAGAAGGACGUCGUCGUCGUUCAUAAAACGCCCAGUGAAAAGCCCAAAUCUCACGAGAUCAAUGUGAUUGUCAAAGUGGUCGGCUCUGAGGGUGUCGGUGUGUCUCGAGGCAAGGAUGUGCACUGUGUGCUGGAAACAAAAACUAAGGCCGGUGGAAAAAUAGAAAAGAGCGUGUCUGACCUGAUGUUUAACGCCUCUGCCGCCUCAAUGUCGGACAAUGUCCCUCUCAAGAUGCCUCCUGUGAAGAUUGCAGCUGAAUGUCAAAGACAUGUAAGAUCGGCUUCUUCUAGAGUCUCAAGGCAAAGCACGUCCGAAUCACUGUGCCAUAAAAGUGUUGCAAUGUCUGAAAUCGCCCGUGGAGCUUCGAGAAACAUCUACCAACAGAAUCCCAGUUCAUGUGUGAGAAAUAAUCCGUCUCCUUGUUCAAAGAAACAGGCCACAUACAAAGACCGCGCAUCAUCUCCCAUUCUGACCGUGGGAGCGAGAUUACGCUUGAAGCAGAAAGGAAAACAAUCGCAAAACACAAUGUGUCCUUCAAAAUAUUCGGGUGGAACAAUGAGCCACGGUUCUGAGGAAGACAGCCCCACUGGGCCUUCUAGCCAACGGUCAGUGUGCACAUCUGUCUCAGACGAUGUGCAAAUGUCCACACCAGAUUGUGAUGUUUCAUCCAGUCAGUCAGAGUUUGUGUCACUUGAGAAGGUGAGUGAAAUUAGUUUUUCAGCCCCCAAAGGAUCAGAUAAAUCUUCUACAAGCCUUAAUUUGUCACUGGAUAGAUCUAUAAAGACCUGUAAAGAUGAGGAAAACCACCAUGCCGGCUCAAAAUGGCAGAUGACCUCUCUUCAACCGAGGACUUCUAAUUCUACAAAAGGUCCAACUCUGCACAGUCACACCCCUCACAUACAGCCGGCUAAAGCUAGACACGGAAAACCAUCAGGCUACAGAAGACCUGUCGUUGAUUCUUUGGAUGUUUGCAUUGAUCACUACGAGCCGUCACCAGCCAGCGACGGGACUGCUCAACUUCAAGAGGAUGACUUGGUGUCACUGGCGCCCAGUGAGUGCAACACAGACGUCCUCGUGAACAUUGAACCCGUCGCCGGCGUGUUCGCCUGUCAAGACCCCCGGGCGUUCCCAGAAGACCUGCCCAUGCACAACAAGUUCACCAACUGGUCGGGCAUCACCCAGCAAAAAGCCAAACACGCCAACAAGCCGAACACAUCGCUGGGCAAUGGCCGCGAAAAGAGCAGAAACUGCGGCGAAUGGAUCGAGAUAGAAAGUUCAGACUCGAACGUGGAGUCUGUGGCGCAGAGCGACAGGAGGACGAGAGAGAUAGAGAGGCUGCGGCAGGAGAGGGAGCAGGUUAUGGCGACGGUCAACCUCAGCAUGAGCACAACACACACUCCUCUGACCGUGGAGCUGACGGAGGCCAAGCUGCAUUACGGGCUGGGGGAGACAGACACGCUGUUGAAGAUGCUCUCACCGAGGUGCAAGGAUGAGCCAGAGCCACCGACCUCUGCUCCAACCAAACAGCAGCUGUAUGAUCGACAUCGUAGGAGUAUUGAGGGUUUGAGGCAGGAGAGGGAGGAGCGGCUCCAGACUUACCGGAGAGCUCGCAGUCUGAGUCCCAGCAAACAUCCUCGCUCCUCUCCUCAAGAGGCUGCUCCGUCCUCCAGGGCGCCGGCUGCCAUGCCCAGUUGCCUCAAAGAGCCCCUGCAACAGCUGCGCCAAGAUGUGAUAGACAGCACCAGAAUUACAAGUCCUCCUAAAGGAGAGAGCCAGUAUCCGUCCGACAUUGAGCAAAUGCUGCGCGACUACGGCCGAGCUCGGGAAGAAGCCAGGACAGAGAUUGCAAAGGCGCGAGAACGACUGCGAGAGAGGACGGAGCAGGAGAAGAGGAGGCUCCAGCAACAGGCCCUGUCUCAGGAAGUGAAGGAUGACCUGAGGCAUCGGACGAGGAUCAGUAACAGCACCUUGUGCACCGGAUCCAGCCUGAGUCUUUCCUCUGGACCCACAUCAGGGUACAACAGUGGCAACACUGUCCAGCUACAGCCCAGCAACCGACCAGUUCUGACUGGACAGACGACGGGGUUUCAGGAUGAAGGGCUAAAGGUCAGGACACGUCCUCCUAUGUGUGGUCCUCAAAGUGUGAAGACGCAGCGAGUCUGGCUGUCUGCCCAGGAUGUCCGCCUUGAGUCCUCUAUCACUGGGUUUGAGCCCCUGAUGACAUCGUCUCCAUCGCCGCCCACUUGUGCGCGUAAACGCACCGCCUCCUUUGGCUCCUCCUCUUCCAUCUGCACAACCUAUCAGGAUAUAGCAUCCAUUCUCCUUCGGCAAGCUCUCGCUGAGGUACGACUUGCUUCCGCCAGAGAUUUGACCAACCUGGUGAUGGGGAAGGCCACAGCAGACUGGAGGUACCAAGGAGAAGAACGAGGUGUCCAGGUUUACUACAAGCCCUCGUCCAGCCCGUCUGUCCAUGGCUUCCUGGCAGCCGCAGAGCUGGACAGACCUCUGGACACACUGUGGUGCGUCAUCUGCCAGCUGUCCAAGAGCCACAUGUACAAUCACUCGGUUCGUUCUGUCUGGACACGACCACUAGAUGACAGCACUCAGCUGGUCUACAUACUCACAGAUCCAUCGACGUGCCACCUCAGCCAACCGCGCGACUUCUGCUGCAUCAGCACCGAGUCCAAACUGGGUGGCCUGUGUGUGCUGGCGAUGCAGUCGGUGUUCGAGGAGUCCCUGCCACGUCCCAGCGUGGUCGCCGUUCGGGGGGAAAUGAUGCCCAGUUGUUGGGUCCUCCAGCCAAUUAGACGUGGUGGUAAAGAAGCGACCAGGGUCAUAUACCUGCUGCAGGUGGACCUGGGAAGUCCAUCUUUUCCUGCCCGCCUCUUGAACACUGUUGCCCGACGACAGGCGGCCGUCAUCGCUGAUCUCGACCUUUUCCUCGCUGCGUGAAUCCAGCGGACACAUGAAGACACGUCAGCAGUGAGCACUUAGACUAAACUCUCUCCCCAGCAUGGAGUUUAGUAUGUGUUUGGAAUUUGCACCUGAGAUUUAUUUACUUGACUUUUUUUUUUUCAUUUUUAUUUCCAGAGCACUGUUACAUGUUGAUUCCCAGCUACAAAGUUGAAGCAGCUUAUUUUUGGUUUUGUAUGAAGGUAUUUUUUUAUAUAAGAUGAUAAAGCUGUAUUUUUAUAUUUGUACAUAUCCACGAAUGCUUUUAAAAAAAACCCUAAUCCUAUUUUUACCAAAGAUUGAUUGGAAGUCUUAAGCUAAUGAUUUGGCACAUUUAGUAUAUUGCAGUUGGGAUUAGACGUAAUUUGAUGUAAUAUUUUGAUAAUUCUGUCAUAACCCGAUAAGCACCAGCCAAUUAGAUUCCUUAGUGCCUGUUUAGCCAUUUUGUUUAUAAAUGAGCCGCAACCAAAGUCAAGGUCAACACCAGCAAUAGAGAAAAAAAACAGAAAUUUAAGAGUUGGUCAGUGGAUGAUUGUGAUGUAUAUUAACCACACUAGUGUCUCCCCAGUGUAUAAUUUCUAUCUAUCUCUGAUAGAUGCAGCUAGAAGGACGUGUCAGUGCACCUGAGAUUAAAACUGUACAAAGAAGGCAGCAUCACUUUGUACCAGAUCUGGGGUCAAGCAAUGUGUUGAAGGUUUGAGAGACAUUUUUGUCAGAUAUGAAAGCUGGAACAUUGAGAAACAUUUACAAAGGAAAGAAUUAGUUGAAUUUCUUUCUUUCCUUUUUUUAAAAUGAAAGAAGUAAAACCUGAGUUUUCCUGACGGGUUGAACCCCAUCCAAACAUACAGUAUGAAGGAAAUAUUUUUGCAAAUACUAUUCAGCCCAGAUUUUUCCAUAUUUUAACCACUUGGUGAAAUUAUUAUGCAGAAAAUGAGUUUUCAAAUGUCCUUGAGCAGAUUUUCGCACAUAACGGCGAAAAGGGUAGAAAUUCAGUGUCUAAGGGACUGUACAAAAGGGAUUAUGGAAUGGGUCACAUAAGAGGCAGGAUAUAGUAAUUUAAGUUUGACUGAAGGUAGUUUUACCUUUUUUCGGGAGGGCAGUAAAAUUAAUUUUAGCCUCCCACUAUGAAGCUUGGUUCGUAAAGGUUUUUGUCUGUGUUUUAUCGUCUUUAAGCACAUAAUUGGCAGUACCAAGGUUUAAAUUAAAGGCACAUGAUUAAUCAAGUUGGACCAUUUUUUUAAGUUUGCUGGGAGGAUGUUUUUAUCGUCUCACUGCCACAAUAAUUUUGCUACAUUCCCUAACCUAUGGAUCGGAUAAAACAGAGGUUUAUUGAGGGGAACACGAAGGAUUACUUAAUUAGUCUUUGACUGUUAAAUUUAAUGUAUGUGUUUAUAUGUUUGAACACUGAACAUUUUAACCACUGAGCAGCUUUUUCUCCACAGAAAAUCUGAUCUCAAGACAGUUUUGUAGCAAAACAGUGUUCCCUCGAGUUCCCCACAGGCUCCAGGGAUGAUGCUCUGUAGACCCUGACCUCUGACCUCCCUGUUCUUCAUCAGUACUUCAUGGUACCCCCCAAAUCUGCAUAAGAUGAGUGUUAAGGCCUUUUGUUUUCUCACCUGUUGCAGGAGUCUGUUGUAUUUAUGUUGAUCCUCCUGCCUGCAGUUUGAAACACUGUCGAAUGUGUUGCCGCUCGCACAAAACCGUUUUAUGCAUUUAUUGAUGUUUUUGUUUUUGUUAUGUACAGUGUGAAAUCUAUGCAGACGGCGAAUCUUAAAGUGCAGGACUGCUCUCAGUCAGAGCUGGGUCAUUCUGGAUCCAGACACAAAGCCAUAUUAUUUACAGUAGUUGAAGGAUUCAGGACUGUUUUGGGGUCCGCCACUGCAGCGCUCCAGUUUGUGACUUAAGACGUUAACGGGGCAACCAAAGAGAAAAGAGACGCGAUACUGAAGACGCGAAGGAGAAAAACUUUUGUACUGAUUUCUUUUGUUUGUGUAUCGACAUGUUUUCAAGUGCCCGUUAUUGUGUGAAAGGCAUUGUUAUUUAUGUUUUGACAUUGUGUGGUAAAUGUAUUUUAUUAUAAACACUCUGCUUCCUGUUACUUAUAAGAUGUUAUCGCCUUGUGUGUGGCCUUUUUAAAACAUUUUUUUUCAAUACAAAACAUAUUUUAAAAUGAA